Asterias rubens (European starfish) is the source of this 3880-nucleotide messenger RNA. Its product is annotated as ankyrin repeat and EF-hand domain-containing protein 1-like. The record is from RefSeq and is a predicted model, not a curated record. The transcript has 7 exons. Bases 597 to 2954 code for a protein of 785 amino acids. NCBI's taxonomy places the organism in Eukaryota, Metazoa, Echinodermata, Asteroidea, Forcipulatida, Asteriidae. Gene Ontology annotation, molecular function: protein binding; calcium ion binding.
GUUCCGUGUGGGAAGUACACGUCCAGUCCGAUCUCAAAUGUACCGAAUUCGUCUGUUCUUCUAGAAAUCCACACUAAUUUUCUGUGAAAAGGUGUUUAACUGUGAUAUGAGGAUCCAUCCUUUUGCCAAUCCGUCUGCCCGGGGAAGAAUGGAACGUUAAUUGAUACUCGGGUGACUAAGUGGACACCUGUCUCCUCCGCAACUUGGCAAGUGUACAUCUGUGUUGAACUCCCUGGAAACUUUUUUUAUAACAGGUGGCGAAGAAUACAUGCGGUAUAAAUUGGAUCGCCCAGUUUCGUGUUUUCGAAUUUGGAUUCUUUGUUGUGAAAUUCAAGAUUUCGUCUGAGUCCAUCCAACGUUUUGCAUCGUGUUAUUGUGGACGUUUGUUUGUUGCCGGGUGGUAGACAUCCAGAAACAUCAUCCGAGCAAAGACAUUUAAUCCCAGAUUUUUGAUAACUCGAAUUUUAUUAGUUUACUCAACGGUGUGUACAUAAAAAAACCCUGAUAACACCAGCAAGUAAUCUACUCAAUAUUCUAAAAAUGCUCUCAAAUUUUUAAUUUUAAAACAUAUUUGGAGAGAUAAAUAUUUCCCAAAAAUGCCGAUCGCACAGACACGACUGGAGAUCCUCCAAAUUCACAAAUUCCUGCAGUGCGUUCGCAACCAGGAUAAGGAACAAAUUGAGAAACUCUGCUCACACGGAGUGCCGCAUUUGAUCAACUACAGCGAGCCGAACGAUGGGGAGACUGGGUUGCACCUGGCGGCCCGAGUCAACGAUGAGGACAUGGUCAAGUUCCUCCUGGGGCUCGGAGCUCACCCAAACGUGGUCGAUUUGAAAGGCAGGACUUCGGCCAUGAGAGCUGCCGAGUUUGGACAUGUGCAGACUUUGGAAGUUCUUGCCACUGCUGGAUCGGACAUGAAAAUCAAAGAUGCCGAAGGAAAAGGCAUCCUUUUCUACUGCAUCCUGCCAACCAGUCGCCACGCCAAAUGCACACAGAUAGUCUUGGAGUGCAACGCAGAGUGCAACAACGUAGCCAACGAUGGCAUGCCACUACUUGUCCUAGCUUGCAUGGAUUCGGUAGAAAAUGAGAAGAUAUGCCUUCAGUUUCUGGAGAACAGUGCCGACCCAAAUGGUGUCCAACCGUCCUCCAACAAGACGCCCUUAAUUGAAGCAGCUCGAAGUGGAAGCAUCUCUGUGGUCCGAGCAAUCUUAACGAGAGGGGGACAAGUUAAUGCCAUGGAUAAGAACAAGAGGACAGCCAUCCAUCAUGCCGCAAUGAACGGCCAUUUUGAUGUUGUGCGCCUUCUAGCCAGCUACGGCGCAGACCUCAACAUGCAAGAUGUUAUUGGAAACAACAUGAUUCAUUAUGCAGCUGAAGGGGGCUUCGCCAACUGCUUGAAAUAUUUGUCACAAAGAGGAUGCAAAGCAAACCUUAAGAAUGAUGAUGGCCUCCUUCCCAAAGUCAUUGCCAAGAACAAGGGCUUCAAAGACGUCAUGAAGGAGUGUCGCAAGGCAGAACGGCUCUCGAAGAAACUCCAGGGUGGCGGAAAAGCACCAGCAGAAGGCUGGGCUGUCAAAGUUUACGACUGGAGCUUCGAACAUCAGACCAAACUUCUGGAGAGAUUCCAGGGUAUUGAUACAGACGGUAACGAGGUGAUAUCAAAGGACGAUUUUUACGACUCGCUUGUGACUCUGGAAGCACCCAUAGAUGAAAACAGUUUCAAGGCACUCUUCCUGCUGCACGACAAGACAAAGGAAGGAGUAAUCAACUAUCAUGAAUUCCUAGCCGGGAAGAAAUACGUCCACAAAACUUACCUCAUGUCAGCGUUUGAGAAGAAGGAAAAAAAGAAGAAGGGUAAGAAGGGAAAGAAGAAGAAAGGCAAGACAAAGGUCCCGAUGCCCAUAUGCGUUGGCGUUGAGGGCGCUAGAACUGAGUACGGCGAGCCCCCAGAACACCUUAUACACAGACACGUACCGUUUACAGAUACAGGACGUUUUGAUCGCGACCACCCGCCAGACCAUCCGAUACAGGAUGACUCGGCCUGGUACCUCCACUUCCCGGAAAAGACGUAUAUUAAUAUCACAGAUGCAACUAAGAUGACAGACAUGGACUCUCUGAAGCAAGCUUAUACACACGGUCGGUCGGUCAACACCCAGGAUAAGUACUACAAGACGGCACUAAUGAUUGCAUGUGCACACGGCAAUGUGGAGAUGAUGAAGUAUCUAUUAGAUAACGGUGCCAACGUCAACUGCCAAGAUAACUUCAGAUGGACGCCAUUACAUCACGCCUGCCUCUCUGGCCAGCUGGACGCCGUCAAGAUGUUGGUUGAACACCAGGCCGACAUCAACGCCCAAGCCAUGAAUGGCGGAACACCCUUAAUGAGAGCGAUACAGACUUCCUCACCGGACAUCGUGUCAUUCCUCAUCGAGAAAGGAUGUAACGUCACAUUGGAAAAUAGAAAAGGUGAUAAUGCUCUUGAUGUUGCCAAGUGGUGGGCAGACCCAAGAGUCCUGGAGAUUGUAAAAGCCAAGUUUGAGACGAUUCCUCAGCCAAAGGAAGGAAAGAAGGGAAAAGGCAAGAAAGGACGAGGGAAGAGUGGUCAGAAGAAGGCCCCAGCGAGGGCCCAAUCUGUGCCGCCUAUACCACAGGGUGGGAUGACAACACAACAGCAGGGUGACUCUCCAACCAUCACCCCACGUGAGAGAAAGGGGUCCGUCUUGAGAGCUGCAUCAGCCAUGGCUGGAGGCAUCGAACAUCCUGAAGACAUCACCUACGUCCCAUUUGUUGCAUGGAGCAACGUACCAAACACCAGAGAGCUCAUCGUCAAGAAAGAGCAACGACGGAUGCGAUUUGGUGACGGGAUCGACUUCCCAGACUUCAAGAUGCCAUUCAAGGACCACUUCAUGAAGAAGUCAGAGGCGUUGGGCGGGGUCGAUUCGGAUGAUGAGGAUUGAGAUGGAGGAAGUUUUGAACAGUUACCAUAGUGAUGCUGUCAUUCGAUCAAGCAUUGAAUGUGCUGUACAUUAUUCACUGUCUCAGCAUAUUGUGAUAGACUUUUCAUUAUGCUAUGGGUGUUUGUGUCAGGUUCCCUGCCUGCCCGCCCAGGGAAAAUGAUAGUUCCAAGAGUCGUAUCAUGACAAGGGAACAUGCUAUUUUUGUAUUCUGCCUUAGCCUUAUUUGGGCUACACUGUGUCCGAGUUCAUAGCUGCAGCGACGGCUGUUGCUAAAUGUGUUGCUAUGGGCCUCCUAUGCCUUAAACGCAUGCUCAUUCACCAUUAAGCCUAUGGCUAUGGCUGGAACUGCAUUGGCCAUCAUAUAAAUCCGUGUGCAUGUGUAGACCAUGUAGCGUUUGUAUGCUAAAAGAGUGACCGUUUACAUUCCAUGGUCUUUUUGGUGGGUGAAAUACUACACUGGUCACAUGGAAAAUGUUUACAUUUUGUAUCAAAAUUCUUCAUAAAAUCAAGAGUUUCAUAAGGAACAGAUGAACAAAUUUUGAGAUGUGCCCCUUUAAAAAUAUAAAAGAAUGAUCAAAAUCAGACAGUGUAAGAUUGAAUGUUUUCUUCCAUCGAACUGUGAUCAAAUCCUACCUGUGGCUCUUUUGUUAACUUGUGAGGCCUCUGGUCACAUAGAUUGUCUGUAGAAAUGCAUUCAAGUUUAUCAAUUUAAUAAUUUCUAAUAUUAGGUUUGUGGGUGCAUGUAGAUGGUAAAAAAAGCUUUUUAGAAGGCAAGCAUUUUGUAAUUUUUUAAUAUAUUGCUCACAGAAAGGCUUUUAUUUCAAUGCCAAUGAAAUAAUUUUGAAUAAUUUUGUACAAUCAUGAAUAAAUUAUUUCUGUAAUAAUAUCCAGUCGUACAAACUUUUUCAAGUGAAGGAUAAAAAUGU